GUUCCCUGUUGACAACUGAGCAACAUCUGAGUAGAAAAAUAAAUUUGGAAAGGCUCGGCCUAAAAAUGAACACAUUAGCAAAAAUUUUAGGUCUUUUUCUAGUUAUUUGCGUACAAUUUGCGACGCCUUUGUACUUCCACAUUGGAGAAACAGAAAGAAAAUGUUUCAUUGAAGAAAUUCCAGACGAAACACAAGUUAUAGGAAAUUACAAAGUUCAGCUCUAUGAUCCUAGAACUGGAGGAUUCAUGCCCUCAAGCCCUGGAAUAGGGAUGCACGUUGAAGUGAAAGACCCUGAGGACAAGACCAUCCUCUCGAGGGUCUACAGCUCGGAAGGACGGUUUACCUUCACAUCCCACACUCCUGGAGAGCACGUAAUCUGCCUUUACUCAAAUAGCACUAAAUGGUUCAGUGGAACUCAGUUGAGAGUACAUUUGGACAUCCAAGUUGGUGAGCAUGCUAUCGACUAUGCUAACAUUGCUCAGAAGGAGAAAUUAUCUGAGCUGCAGUUGAGAGUGAGGCAACUCUUGGACCAAGUUGAGCAAAUCACAAAAGAGCAGAAUUACCAGAGAUACCGAGAAGAACGAUUCAGACAGACGAGCGAAAGCACAAACCAGAGAGUCCUGUGGUGGUCAUUGGCGCAAACUUGUGUACUCCUGGUGAUGGGCGCUUGGCAGAUGAGACAUCUGAAGAGUUUCUUCGAGGCCAAGAAGCUUGUGUGAAAUUUUUUGUACCAAGUGCAAGCGCAAAUUGUUUCCUUUGCUGAACUCUCUCCAAAUUACACAAUAAUUAUUCAGCUUUGUGUUUUGCUGUUUCAAACAGGAAUCUUAGAUUACUUUCAAGUGUAUUCCCUUUCUAAUUUGGCUCAUCAUUUCAAUAUACAUGGUCUGAUUACACUUCUUGUAUGUUAAGUAUUAUUUAAAGAUUUAAAGUAACAUGUAAAUUGGUUGUUGUUUUAAUAAAUUUGAUAAAAGAAGCUGCA
Neocloeon triangulifer is the source of this 979-nucleotide messenger RNA. RefSeq names its product transmembrane emp24 domain-containing protein eca (gene eca). The transcript is spliced from 5 exons. The record is from RefSeq and is a predicted model, not a curated record. Gene Ontology annotation, cellular component: COPII-coated ER to Golgi transport vesicle; endoplasmic reticulum-Golgi intermediate compartment; endoplasmic reticulum. NCBI's taxonomy places the organism in Eukaryota, Metazoa, Arthropoda, Insecta, Ephemeroptera, Baetidae. Gene Ontology annotation, biological process: intracellular protein transport; Golgi organization; endoplasmic reticulum to Golgi vesicle-mediated transport. The coding region runs from base 66 to 719 and encodes 217 amino acids.